Molecule: messenger RNA, 3021 nt
Organism: Colius striatus (speckled mousebird)
Lineage: Eukaryota; Metazoa; Chordata; Aves; Coliiformes; Coliidae
Product: membrane primary amine oxidase-like
Exons: 4
Coding region: 78-2366 (762 amino acids)
Biological process (GO): amine metabolic process
Cellular component (GO): plasma membrane
Molecular function (GO): primary methylamine oxidase activity; copper ion binding; quinone binding
Source: RefSeq, a predicted model, not a curated record
UGGCGGGUUGCUGGGAGGAUCCUGCAGCUGCAAACCCAUCCCUCCAGACCGUGGGAGCUCUUGGUGCCUCAGCAACCAUGAACGUGAAAACCGUGCUCAUCCUCCUCGUCCUGGCUUUAGCCACCGUGUUCGCUUUGGUCUGCGUGUUGCUGACCAGGGGAAGGGCCCCCAGCCCCUGCCAGCAGCAGCCCCCGGCGCGGGCAGAGGCCGAGGAGAGCCGCAGCCGGGUGUUCGCCGACCUGACGGCCGAGGAGCUGGCGCAGGUGGUGCGGUACCUGCAGGGGCACCUCGGGGUGCCUCUGACCGACGCCUCCCGCGCCGAGCCCUCCGACAACUGCAUCGCCUCCCUGGACGUGCAGCUGCCCGCCAAGGCCGAGGUGCUGCGCUUCCUGGACGAGGGGGGGGCUCGGCCGCCGCGGGAGGCACUGGCCGUGCUGUACUUCGGCGACCAGCCGGAGCCCAACAUCACCGAGUACGUGGUGGGGCCGCUGCCGACGCCGGCGUAUCACCGGGACGUCACGGCGCGCAAGUACGGCGGGAAGCUGCCCUACCACCGCAGAGCCGUCACCGGUAAGGAGUACGAGGACAUCAACACCCUCAUCCGGAGGGAGCUGAGGAAGGCCCCGCUCUUCCUUGCCGCCUGCUGCGAGUCCGACGGGACCGACCUGGCCAUCCUCACGACGGCCCCGAGGGGCUUCAAGUCCGGCGACCGCACGAGCUGGUUUGUUCUCUUCCACAACGUGCCUGGCACCGGUUAUUACCUCUCACCGGUGGGGCUGGAGGUGCUGGUGGACCACAGGGACCUCCAGGUCUCCCGCUGGCAGCUGCGCCAAGUCUUCUACAACGGCCGGUACUUUGCCAGCGUGAGGCAUCUGGAGGAUGCGUUUGUGGCCGAUUCGCUGGAGGUGGUCAGGAUUGAGAAGCCCCGGGCUGAGACAGUGCUGGGCUCGAUGAGACCCAGGAGCCCGCCCGGCUCCCCGGGUCCGCUGCCCUACGAGCCCCAGGGUCCCCGCUACAGUGUCAGGGACAACCACGUCACCUUCCAGGGCUGGAGCGUCGCUUUCGGCAUGAACCCCAACACCGGCCCGCGCCUCUUCGACAUCAGGUUCCGCGGGGAGAGGAUUGUCUAUGAGCUGAGUCUUCAGGAAGCCUUAGCCCUGUAUGGCUCCAACUGCCCCGGGGGCAUGUCCACCCGCUACAUGGAUGGGAGCUUUGGUAUCGGCAGGUUUUCCUAUGAGCUUGUGCGGGGCGUCGACUGCCCCUACACGGCAACCUACGUUGACAGGCACUACCUGGCAGAGUCAGACACCCCCAAAACCAACCAAAACUCCCUGUGCAUCUUUGAGCACGACGCCGCCAUCCCUCUGCGGCGCCACUUCUCCGACUCGCAGUCGCUGUACUACGGCGGGCUGCGGAAAAACACGCUGGUCAUCCGCGCCAUCUCCACCCUCAUCAACUACGACUACAUCUGGGACUUCAUGUUCCACGGCAGCGGGGCUGUGGAGGUCCGGGUGCACGCCACGGGAUACAUCAGCUCCUCCUUCCUCCACGGCCAAGGCACCGACUACGGCAACAAGGUUGGGCCCCACACGCUGGGGUCGAUGCACCUCCAUCACAUCCACUACAAGGUGGAUCUGGAUGUCGAUGGGCAACUCAACUCCCUGGAGACACACGACAUGGGGUACAAGCUCGCGAAGGAUCCUUGGAGCAUGCAGAACACCAUGGAAAGGCUGUACCUCCGCAGGGAAAGGCUGGAGAAGGAGGACGAGGCGGCUUUCCCACUCAAUGGCCCCAUGCCCCGCUACCUCUCCUUUACCAGCCCCAGGCCCAACGAGUGGGGCCAUCUGCGCAGCUACCGCAUCCAGAUCACCAGCUUCGCUGGGGAGCACCUGCCUGCCAGCAGCCCCAUGGAGAGGUCCAUCAGCUGGGGCAGGUACCAGCUGGCUGUCACCCGGAGGAAGGAGGAGGAGCCCACCAGCACCAGCAUCUACAACCAGAAUGACCCCUGGACACCCACUGUUGCCUUUGCUGACUUCAUCAACAACGAGACCAUCACCAACGAGGACCUGGUUGCCUGGAUCUCCGUGGGCUUCCUGCAUGUCCCCCACGCUGAAGAUAUCCCCAACACCGUGACUGUGGGCAACGGCGUCGGCUUUUUCCUGAGGCCCUACAACUACUUCAACCAGGACCCCUCGGUGGACUCACCUGACAGCGUCUACUUCAGCAGCGAGCAGGAGGCCGGGGCUUGCAGGGACAACCCCCUCGCCUGCCUGCCCCACGCUGCCUCCUGCACCCCCAACCUGCCCCCCUUCAGCUACGGGGGCUUCCUCAACCUCAGCCUGGCCCCACAGCCCGGCCAGCUCUGAGGGGGACGGGGCCAGCGCUGCCCCUGUCCCCACGGCUGCGGGUGACCCGUGUCCAGAGGCUGCUGUGUCCGUGGAGGGGCUGUGCCACACGCCAGGACCUGCCCUCCCCACCCCUGGGAUGGUUUCUGGAGGGGGUCAGCUGUAGUUUCCACACUGCCAAAGGCCAACCCAGAGAUAGCCCCGAGGAGUGAUUUUUGGAGACUCCAUGCAGGAUGCCGCGGGGUGCCCAGGGCUGCUCUCGUCCUCUGGGACUGGGGCUUCUGACACCUCCCCAAGGUAGGCUGGUGCACACAGGGCACUGCACAAAGCCACAGCUCCCCUCACAGCCACAGUCCACCCCGAGGUUUUGCCUGUGAUGGAGGGAGUGAGCAGUGUGGUGGCCACUGUAGCCCAGGUGCAGCCCGGACACCAGCAGCUCUGUGAUGCCCAAAAUAUCCACCCUGGCCCCGUGGUCACUGCAGCCCCAGGCUUGCCAGCCCCAGGAGUUGCUGAGCUCUGGCUGCUGUGGCAAUGCCAAGCUCUGGGGAUAGGGAUGGUGCACCAGGACCCAACAAGAGGGACACAGCACCAGACCAUGGGACUGGCACUGCCUGGGCUGAGCUGCCCUGUGUUCACCCCACAAUAAACAGGCACUUGGGUGCUUUUUCUGACCAAA